This is a messenger RNA of Ornithorhynchus anatinus (platypus), 2521 nucleotides long. Its product is annotated as E3 SUMO-protein ligase PIAS3-like. Lineage: Eukaryota; Metazoa; Chordata; Mammalia; Monotremata; Ornithorhynchidae. Gene Ontology annotation, molecular function: transcription coregulator activity; zinc ion binding; SUMO ligase activity. Bases 464 to 2248 code for a protein of 594 amino acids. The record is from RefSeq and is a predicted model, not a curated record. The transcript is spliced from 14 exons. Gene Ontology annotation, biological process: regulation of transcription by RNA polymerase II; protein sumoylation.
CUUCCCUAAAAGGCCCUCCUCCUGGUCCCAUUCCUCCCCCUGGAUUGGCUAAUUGAGAUUCUUGGCCAAUAGCUCCCCCUGUGGGAGGGACCUGAGGAAAGAGCAACUUCCUCCUUCCAUGGUCUCGUGACAGUUAGUUCCAACUGACUAGGCGGUGGCCUAGGGACCUGAGGGGAGCCUCUCCAGGCUCCCCUCUCCUCAGAAGCAGGCCGCCCUCCCAGACCCAUCCCCCCCGUCCCAUUCACCCCACCAGAUUGGCUGAUUGAGAGUUUAGACCAAUAGCUCCCUCUGUUGGAGGGGUUGAGCGAGUGUAUCUAUUGGAGCCUGUCAGCCCAAUCAUCUUCUGGAAGAGCUGCUCAUCCAUCAGGUUGCUGUCUGAAACCUCCCGGGAUCCAACUCCUCCUGCUGCCCAUGCUGCUGCCGCAGCCCCAGCAAAAGGCAACUGUGGAGACCAUCCUCAGACAUGGAGGCAAAGAAGGAUAAGAGCCCACCUGCCACGCCUCCCACCAGCCCCGUUGUCAAGAUGAAAAAGCUGCCAUUCUAUAAAACCUGUGGCGAAAUAGUAAAACCCAUGAAACUGGCAUCUAAGAGCUCUGCGGUGUCGAGGAAGAUAAAGGUGCAUUUCAUUGCCAGCCCCAAAAUCUUCAGUGAGAUCAUCAGGACCAGUGAGGCUCAACUGGUAGGCAGGAUCUUGCAGAUGCAGCUGCGGUUCUGUUUAUGGAACUGCCAAUACCCUCAAGCAGAUCAUCUUCCACUACACCUGAUUGUUAGGGUCAACCAGAAAGUAUGUUUUGUACUGUCCCUGGCUACUCCCUGUGCACCCAAGAGAGAGAAAGAGUCCAUUCAGCAUCCCAUCGACAUCACGGACCUAGUGCACCUCUCGGAUGUGGUGCCCAACGUCAUCAAGGCCACUUGGUCACUGACUGACAGGCGGGACUACGCCAUGUCCAUUUGCUGGGUGAAGCAGCUUACCACAGUCGAUUUACUGCAGGAACUGUGGGCUAAGGAUGUUUUCCCCAUAGACAAUACACUGGCCAUCAUCAAGGAAGAGAUGGAAGCACAUGUUGCUAACGAUGCCAACAUCCACAGCCUCCGCGUAUCCCUCAUGUGCCCGCUGGGCCAGAGUCGCUUGUCCGUGCCCUGCCGCGCGCCAUCCUGUUCCCACCUGCAGGUUUUCGAUGCGAUCCAGUACCUGCAGAGGAAUGAGGAGAAGGAGAUGUGGAGAUGUCCCAUUUGUAACAGGAAGACACUUUAUGAAUCUCUGGUUAUUGAUGAGUUCUUCCUUGCCGUCCUCAACACUGGCCUUUACUGCGAAGAGAUUGAGCUCCUGCCUGAUGGGUCCUGGUACCCGAUAGAGCCCUGGAGAGACCUGAGGGAUAACUAUGAUACCCUUGGUGCCAGCGGCUUCCAAGCAAGCCCUUUCCCUGAGAGCAACAAGGAGAAUCUCACCUUUGUCCAGAUAGGCAACAGCUUGGCCAACAUAGAGCUGCAGGAUCCCGCAAUGAUGAACACCAUAGAGGUGAUAAGACCUCAGCAGCUGCCGGGCCUGUUCUGGGGCCUGCCCCAGGACAGAUACCUUCAACCAUCCAGAUCCCUGCUAUCUUCCCUCCAGCCAACCUCCACAGGGAAUGUGAAUUUUCUUCCUUGCCUUAAUGUUGUUACUCAGCCCAUUGACUGGACCUUCACCACUCAGAACAGCCACAACUAUAGCCACGGCCUGCCCUGGUGCCCUCCAGGCCUAGUCCAGGCCCCAGCCCCAGGCCCACACCUCCUUUCUGGAUGGCUCCCACCCCCGCCUCCUGUUGGGAUCUAUGCCCCCUGGAGCCAGCAUCCUCCUCUGUAUGGGGUCCAGGCAGGAUGGGGAAGAGGUGUCCCGGCUUUCCAGCCACUGUUCGGCUAUCAGCUCCCCCCUGCACAGGGUCCUUGCCCCACUCCGGUCCAGGUCUUCAUGCCGAUGGGCGUCGUGGGGAACCCCGUUGGGGGGCCAUGGAGAAGGGGUGUGUUCAGGCCGCCCGUGCCUCCUACACAGGUGGCCCCAGCCCACCCGGCCCCUGCAGCUUUGUCUAUCCAGCUGGGUGGGGAGGCGCCCAACUUGGCUAGCCCUGAAUCCAAAGACGAAAAUGUGUCCUUAAAGGAAGAAAAUCAAACUCAACAACCCCCUGACCCUCCACUUGCCCCUCCUUCUCACCCUUCUCAGGUCACUGAGGAAAAGGGGCCCACCCCACAACCUCACUUACCCCAGGUUUAAGGUGUUCAUGCCCCCUUCAACCCUCAGAUGCCAUAUUUGGGGCCUGUUCUGGUAGCUGUCGUACAGGGGAGUGGGAAGAGGGAUAUGCUCUACUCCCCACUGUCCCCUCCCACGUUUCUUUGAUGCUGUUCAAAGUUGUUGGCCAGAGGCCCUGGUUAGAAUGGUAUUGGAUUUGCUUCAAAUUUUAUUGAACUUGGUUCGAGUAUAGUUGUUCUCACUUUGUUGUUGUCAAGAAAUUUUCACUGAUUAAUAAAGUAGAAAAUGUUCCAGAAA